AACAAGAUGGCGCCGGUCGGAAAGACGGGAAUGUUAGAAGUUUACAUUCGACAGCAAUGGUGUCGAGUAUUUGUGACUUUAGCGGACGAUGCGCUAGUUCUAAGCCUAGACGAUACACCACAGAACACACAGUUAGUCAACGGAUCUUUGGAUUUACAAAACAACCGGUCAAAAUCGGAAAGCGAUGCAAGCCUCCAAAAUCGGGAUCUUCCAGAAAGCAUUGCAGGGCAAAAAAGGGUGGUACGGGUUUCAAAGGAGGAACAAAAUGGACUUGGAAUCAGUAUUAAAGGAGGCAAAGAGAAUAAAAUGCCAAUUUUAAUAAGUAAAAUAUUCAAAAGCAUGGCAGCAGACAAAACUGAAAAACUUUAUGUCGGUGAUGCGAUUCUCUCUGUAAAUAAUGAAGACCUUCGAGAGGCAACUCAUGAUGAGGCUGUUCGCGCACUCAAGCGUGCUGGAAAAACUGUUGAUUUAGAAGUGAAAUAUUUACGGGAAGUGACACCCUAUUUCCGCAAGUCAUCUGCACUCAAUGACCUCGGAUGGGGGACCCCUGAGGGAUCAAAAGGAGAUCGCAACAGUCAAGUCUCGGAAAAAAAGACAAUACCAUUAAGACUAUGUUAUUUAUGUCGAAACCUAACAAUGCCUGAUUCGGAAAAUAGGACAAUUGAAUUACACAGUCCCGAUGCUAAAAGUUCAUGUAUAUUACGGUGCCCGGAUGAACAAACUAUGUCAGAGUGGUUUCAUAAUUUACAUUCAAAUAUUGAGUUGCUUACACAUAUAGCCAUGGCGGAAGUGAAUCAGAAUAUAGGGGGAGGUACUCCCAGAGAGAUUAAACACAUGGGAUGGUUGGCUGAACAGAUACAUAAUGAACAAGGAAAUCCAACUUGGAAACCAGUAUUUGCAGCAAUUACAGAGAAAGACCUUUUGUUGUUUAAUGCAGCGCCAUGGCAACGAGAAGAUUGGUCAAAACCAUUUCAAAGUCAUCCACUUUUGUCAACAAGAGUAGCGCACGUUGGUAGACCACUAACCCCAUCUGGUGAGGAUGAGACAGGAAUUUUGGCGGCAAAAACUGUUGGGGAUGAUGGAAAGGAAAAAGACAUCUUUAGAUUAGUUCACUCAGGAAAGCAUAUAACACCAAUGGGCAACAGUGAUAUCCUGACAUUUGGUACAAGGACUGGUUCACGCCAGGGUGUUGAAGCUCAUGUAUUUCGUGUAGGGACCCAGAAGGAUCUAUCAUCGUGGUCUCGGGCAUUUAUCAAUGGUGCCCAUAGUGCAGCUGUACUUGCCAAAGAAAUAACAUGUGCCGCAACUUGGCAAAACCAAGACUGCCGAUUAACACUCCAUUUUGAGAAUGGGUUUAGUCUUAUCAAUCCCAAAAAUGGUGGCCAGGACAAAAGAAGCUCGAAUAUUAUUUGGGCACAUCCUUACGAGAAGUUGCGAAUGUCAGCAGACGAUGGAAAUCGUUUGCUAUGGCUCGAUUUUGGGGAUGAAGGGGAGCAGGAACUAGACCUCCAUGGUUGCCCUAAGCCAAUAGUCUUCGUACUGCACACAUUUUUAUCUGCAAAGGUCCACAGACUCGGACUCCUAGCGUAGUCAAAUUCUGGUAUAGUCAGAUCAUGGCAUAGUCAGAUCAUAGCAGCCAAAUUCUAGCAUAGCUGAUUCCACAGACUGUCUCCUAACAUAGUCAAAUUCAGUCAUAGUCAGAUCCUGGCAUAGUCAGAUCCUGGCAUAGUCAGAUGAUGGCGGUCAGAUCCUAGCAUAGCUGAAUUUUGGCAUAGUCAGGUUCCUACAAUAUCAGAUUUAUGGCAAAGUCAGAUGCUGUGAAAAAGGACUUUAAGCAAUAUUGUAUGGAUCAUGAAUAUUUCAUUGAAUCAGAUUACACCAGGAGGAAUAAAGUAGGUCAAAAGAUUUCAAAAAAUUGUGUUAAAUAGACGCAAAAAUGUCCAGAGCAAGUGCAAAUUAUACAAUAUACAACAAGAAUAUUGUACAAGAUAUCCAAGAUACCAAUAGUCAGAUAAAUGUCAUACAGAAGUGUCAUAUCCAAUGGCUGUCCAUAUAAGGCAGUGUUUUGCCAUAAUGAAGCACUGACUCCAAGUACAUGUAGAUACAUCUAACACUACCUUAAAAUACUCAUACCAUAUGUUUGUUUUAUAUUAUGUUGUACCACAUAUGGUCUUGCAUCAUAUAGAGUUGGACCAUUAUAUACAGUGUAAUACCAUGUAAGGAGUUGUACCAUACACAGUACCAUAUACAUACUUACCAUAUAUGGACUUAAAAUGGUGUUGUUUCAUAUUAGAGUUAAGAACAUAUAUGGUUAUACAAGAACAUAAAAGUUCAGAAAAAUUUCCUAAUUGUUUUCUCGUUUUGUACCACAAAUAAGAAUUGAAUGCCUAUGGCAGAAUAAGAUGCAAUUGAUGUUUUGCAUCAAAAAUUGCCUCAAUAUUGCCUCAAUUUUUUUCUACUGAGUAUAAAUAAAUGUGCAAUUUAUCAUCGAAGAGAUCAUUUACUUUAUCAUGAGAGUUCAGAUUUGGGCUUACAUUCAAACCAGUGAUAUUACCAAUGUUAGAUUGUGCUGUAUAGUCUUAUAUACCAAAGACACAUAUAGCAUUGAUAGUCUUGUAUCAUGCCUGCAUCCCCCCCCCUUACUUCUAUUUAUAAAUCAAUGUUUCAGAUAGUGAAACCGAAGGGGGUUAAUACGUGGGAGUAACCAAAGAAGUUUUAAUUCAAAACUUGAAUCGGGUCAUGCUCUCCAUCCCCAUCCUUCCAUCAUUCCCCCUUCCUCAAUCAUUCCUCCCCCAGGAGUGAUAAGGGAUGAAGGGGGAUUUGAAACACUCAGUGCUUUACAGUUGUACUUCUAGUCUUGAUUUGAGUAUCUCAUCUGCCAUUUUCCAAUUUUCUAUUAAUGCACACAUGAUUUAGGGGUGCGUAUCGCAAAAUAUUGAUGCAAGACUAGCCCAAUGCAAACAGUAAAUAUAUAAUCUCCAAAUGGAGAGGCCAGGUAUAUGGAAGGAACAAGUUGAUGAUGUCUGACUCCUGCAUCUGGGGAAUGAUCAAUUUUAGCAUUAUUUAAUAACGUAUUGUAUAUAAAAAUUAUUUUAAUCUGGUAAAGAUAGAAUAUGCAUAGAUUGUAUAGACCUAUUGUACAUUGUGAUGACCUAUUGUAUUGUACUUAAGUUAGUAGAGACCUAUUGUAUUUAAGUGAAUAGUACAGGAGAAUCACAAGCCAUUAUUUCCAAUCAGAACAAUACCAGUAUCUCAUUGAAAAAUAUUCAGAUAUUUGAACAGAAUAAAGCUGGUAUUUCAUGUCAUAUUUAAAUUUUAAUAGUACAUCUUGUGUUAUGUAUUUAUCAAUUAUUAUUGUUUAUGUAUAUAUGUUUAGUAAGUAGAAUGUACUUCAGGGUCCAAUAAGUUAAUGGAAAAUACGAUACUUACCCACAAUUUUUUAGUAUUAUAUUGUGUUUAUGAUGGGAGAGGGGGAUUUUUAAAAUUCUUGCAUAUUUACAUUAUUACAUUAUACUGGGACCAUAACUGAAUUGUUCAAAAUGUGGACAUUAAGCUGUGACCAAAAUGUUGCUUAAAACGGUUAUUAAACAAAAUAUUAUUGAAACUUUUGUGUAGUGAUACUGAAACAGAACUUCACCACUCACAUUUAUAUUUUUAUUUUUUUGAAGUCAAAAACACUUACAUCAAUGAAAUAACUAAUUUAAGUUUCUUUUUUUUGAAGAUUUUAUUUGUCACUCUUGUAUUGCCUAAUUUUGUAGUUUUAGAGUGUUUUCCGCAAACUUAUUGGUCACCCUCGUAUGUGCAAACAAAGGUCCUUAUGUAUUCCUUUUUAUUUGUGACCACAUAUUCAUAUUGCAUAUAAACUCUCAGGUAGUGAAUAAUGUAAAAAUAUUCAAGUAUUAUCUAAUGCAUGUUGACGUUAAAGUGAUUCUUUUGAGAAAAAUUUGCACAAUUUUGGCAGUUUUUCGACUCGAGACAAAAGAUACAUCAAAAUAAAAUUGAGGAGAUAUUUCUCUUCUGUCAGUGCUUUGACUGCAAUAUUUUGACCAAUUUGGAAAGCAUUUAUCAAGAUAUUUCGACACAUGUCCACAUUAUUUUGACAUGUACUGUAUUAGGAAUAUUUUAAAUUUGUAUUGAUACAACUUUCUCUGAGUACGAGAAAGCAUAAAUUUACUAAGAAUUAAAAUAUGAAAAGAAAUAAAAAUAUCUUUGAAAACUGUGCAGUUUUUCUCAAGUGGAUACUCUAUUUAUUAUGGGAGUCAUGGGAAAAAUGUAACAUGUGAAUGUGUGUUGAAUUCAUGAAUGGCAUGUUUCUAACCAUUGUGGCAGCUCUAAAAAAAUGUCACAUAAUUACCCAAAUACAUGACAUUUUAAUAUAUACUCCCAGGAAAUAUCUAAUUGUUAGAGAUUUUCCAGUUAGGUGAUUUAGAAAACAGAAAAAUGUAAAAUAAAAAUGUAAAUAUAAAUUAUAGAAUAACCUGACAAUUCAGAGUUUUAGAAGUGUAUAACAAACUUGAAGGAUAUACUUAAAAAUGAAAAACGACAUUUUACUCAUGAGUUGAGUUCAACCAAUCAAAAUUGAGGGAUAACACAAAGUACACAUUCUCCGAGUAUAUUUUAUUGAGCAAGGUAAAAUACUAGAAGAAAUGAAAUUAUUUGGAGAAUAGUACAAUUGUGUUUUAUCAUUUUAUAAAAGAGUGGCUUAGAUUUAGAUUUCAUACCUAAAUGUACAUCAUCUAUAUGUUAAUUAUCUAUGAAAUACAGAAAUAGGAAAUUAUACUAUUAAAUUAGAUGUUUUCUUUCGUGUUCAUAUUUGGGUUUUUUCAAACACAGUUUUUUUUAUCUCAUCAAUUUUUUAUUUGAGUGGGGUUCAUUAGUCUCAAAA
Owenia fusiformis is the source of this 4885-nucleotide messenger RNA. The record is from the annotation of a GenBank genome assembly. Lineage: Eukaryota; Metazoa; Annelida; Polychaeta; Sabellida; Oweniidae.